Molecule: messenger RNA, 1067 nt
Organism: Vombatus ursinus (common wombat)
Lineage: Eukaryota; Metazoa; Chordata; Mammalia; Diprotodontia; Vombatidae
Exons: 3
Coding region: 411-1067 (218 amino acids)
Source: RefSeq, a predicted model, not a curated record
UGGGGAAGCCGCUGCUGGUGCUGGACCCAUCAUCGCUGGUGCCGGGGAAGCUGCUACUGGUUCUGGGGCCCCUGGUGUUGGGGACAUCGCCGCUGCUGCUCUGGAAGCCACCGCUGGUGCUGGGGAAACCUCUGCUGGUGCUGGGGCCAUCACCACUGGUGAGUGCGCUACCUCUGAAGCUCUGGAAGCCGCUGCUGGUGAAUACGCUGCCUCUGAUGUUCUGGAAGCUGCCGCUGGUGCUGGGGCCCCUGGUGCCGGGGCCAUCGCCGCUGGAGAGUGUGGUGCUCUGGAAGCUGGGGAAGCAGCUGGUAUUGGGGGAGGCGCUGCUAAGGCUCUGGAAACUGCCGCUGAUGCUGGGGCUACUGAUGCUGGGGCCAUUGCCGGGGUAACCGAGGCUGAUACUUCGGAAGAUGCCGGUACUGGGGAAGCCUCUGAUGAUGCUGGGGCUGUCGUCUCUCGUGCUGGGGAAGCUGCUGCUGAUGCUAAGGGAAGCUAAUGCUGGGGAAGCCGCUUCUGGUGCCACAGAAUCGAAAGCCACUACUGGUGCCAGAGAAGCGGAAGCCGCCACUGGUGCUCUGAAAGAGGCAGCUACUGCUGGUGCUGAGACCGCCGCUGGUGCUGGGGUAGCCGCUGGUGCUGGGACCGCCGCUGGUGCUGGGACCGCCGCUGGUGCUACUGCUGCUAGGGUAUUUGACCUGCUUGUCCUCUACGUCUACCCGGAUACACUGGGCCUUGCGCAUCGUGGACCCAUGGAAGAUCAGCACAGGCUCCCCUACUUGGACAGCGGGCGGGUCCCUUACCGAUUUAUCCUCUUGCUCGGAAGAAGCCAUUUGGGGCCUCGAUCACAUCUACGGCCUGCUUCUGCUUUCCUCGACAGCUGGCUCUCACCUCCUCCGGUCUCUGACUGGCACACGGGCUGUGGAGGCAAUGGGAAAGGGCAGGGGCCGGCCGUCGGGGCUAGCGAGCUCGGAGCUGGCGGACAAGCUGCCGACUCCCUCGCUCUCCCCGACGGUGUGUGGCGGGGACGGCGCCGACCGCGCCCUUUUGGUUGCCUGAAGCGCCAAUGA